This is a messenger RNA of Paramecium octaurelia, 177 nucleotides long. Lineage: Eukaryota; Ciliophora; Oligohymenophorea; Peniculida; Parameciidae. The record is from the annotation of a GenBank genome assembly.
AUGAAUAGCAAGGGAAUGGUUAAUUAUACAACUCCAGUAAAAGCAGAAAUUUGCCUCAACGAGACAGGAGGACCCGUAGUCUUGGAGUAUUACAACUGUGGGUAAAUAUAACUCUUAAACCUUAGUAUUUUCAAUUUGGGGGAUAGUUAUAUAACAAUAAGGGUCAAAGAGCUUUGA